Molecule: messenger RNA, 366 nt
Organism: Vicia villosa (hairy vetch)
Lineage: Eukaryota; Viridiplantae; Streptophyta; Magnoliopsida; Fabales; Fabaceae
Exons: 1
Coding region: 1-366 (121 amino acids)
Source: RefSeq, a predicted model, not a curated record
AUGUGGUCAGUAAUUGAAACAGGAAAUUUUACUCCAAUGACUACUCCAACGGAUACUGUCCCUGCCACGAUAAACCUCAAGCUUCCUGGACCUCUGAAGAAAAAAAAUCAGGAACUCUUAAACUCAAAAGAUCCAUUUAUAUUAUCUUGUGCUUUAAGCAGGGAAGAGUAUGAUAGAAUAGAGGAAUACAACUCUACCAAAGAAAUUUGGGACAAACUCAAGAUUCAUCAUGAAGGAACCAGUCAUGUAAAAGAAGAAAGGAUUGACAUGGGAGUAAGAAAGUUCGAAACAUUCGAUAUGAAAGAAGAUGAAACCAUAUAUGAAGUGUUUUAUAGAUUUACAAUACUAAACUACAUUACUCAUUAA